AAUAGUAAUGAAGUUGAUGCUGUUCAGACCAUUUCAUCUAAUAAACACAAUAGUGAUGAAGUUGAAAGUGAAGAAAAGGACCCGCUAUUGGAUUCUACAGACAGCAACAAAUCUGGCCCUGGAAGCAAUGGACAUAAUGGCGCUUCAAUAAUUUCAAGAAAACACAUUCCCGCCAGUCAACCUGUGAUGCCUGAGCCUGAGAAAUUUUUCCUACCUGAAAAGUACCGCACGGAUACAUCAACAGUCACAAUUCCAAUUAUCAGUGAUGUCUCACACCUGAUAGGUGACAAAGUGACAAAAGUUGGUAGACUGCUAGAUUUGAGAAAGGGUGAAAUAGAGAACAUUAAACAUGCACACAAAUCUAGUUUGGAAAAACAAAACUUUGAGGUACUUUACGCAUGGAUGCUAAAUAAGGGUCUUGAAGCUACUAAGAAAAGAUUAGCUGAAGUACUAAUCAAAAUUGGAAGGGCAAAAGACACAAUUCAAUAUAUAUGGCCAGAACUUCAACCUGCAACACCAUCAAGUCCGACACCAACAAGUCCAACCCCAACUAGUCCGACAGGUAUUGAUUGGAAAGGAACAAAUAAUGACUCAAGUUUUAGUUUUGACAGUUGUGUACUUCGUAAGAAGGAUUGGACCAAGGAUAAAACAUGGCGUAAUAUUACCCAAAAAUUAAGAGACAAUGACUCUACAAAUUUUGAUAAACUUAUUGGAGUUUGUCACUUACUAAAAAGUGAACUCCCAAAAAAUAGGGCUCUGAAAAAUUGUCUAAGUUCAAAGGGUAACUCAGACAUUGAGAUUGAUCCGUGCAUGAUCAAGGUCAUUGUGGAUGGUAAUUGCUUAUUUUUGGCAACAUCCAAAAUAGCAUUUGGCUCUGCGGAUCAUUGCUGCAAACUACGUCUACUUACUGUGAUUGAGCUCUGCUGUAAAAAGGAACAUUACCUAAAGCAAGAGGUACUUUUGCAGCGUAUGAAGGCAGUGUAUGAACUUCAAAAGAUGAGGGGUGAUAAUGUUUUCAAUGAUGCUACCAUACUAGCACUCUAUGAGAGUUGUGUCAGGGACACACUGAAAGAACAAUUCAGUUUAAAUGGAAAUUUAAUUCAAUUAUUUGGCUUAGCGUCUGUGCUGGGAUGUAACAUUCAGUCCGUCUAUCCUGCCAUAGGUGACACCAAAGAAAACCCAUUAAAUAUACUCAUCCAACCACGUGAUAAAAAUAUUGAGAACCUAAUAACAUCUGGUGCUAUUCCAGCUAAAGCAGCAGAAAUAUUCGAGGAUGACUUUAUAAAGACUUUCUCAAGAGAUUCAUCACAGCUGUUCCAAAUAGACCCAUCAGAAACAAUUAUUGAUGUCAAUGCAAUGAAGGAUGAAGAUUGUCUAUAUGUGCCAAAAUUUUCUGUUAGCAAGAAAGACUUACAGGAACUGAAUGGUUAUGAUUGGAUUAGUGAUAAAGUAAGAAUAUGA
Molecule: messenger RNA, 1461 nt
Organism: Anneissia japonica
Lineage: Eukaryota; Metazoa; Echinodermata; Crinoidea; Comatulida; Comatulidae
Exons: 8
Coding region: 187-1461 (424 amino acids)
Biological process (GO): signal transduction
Molecular function (GO): protein binding
Source: RefSeq, a predicted model, not a curated record